This is a messenger RNA of Kockovaella imperatae, 1424 nucleotides long. RefSeq lists its product as hypothetical. Gene Ontology annotation, molecular function: FAD binding; monooxygenase activity. The coding region runs from base 169 to 1395 and encodes 408 amino acids. Lineage: Eukaryota; Fungi; Basidiomycota; Tremellomycetes; Tremellales; Cuniculitremaceae. The record is from RefSeq and is a predicted model, not a curated record. The transcript is spliced from 4 exons.
GUCAACGAUGCUUAUCAGAUAUCGACGAUAUAAUGAGCGGCAUUUCAGACUCUCCGCAGACCAAGCAAACGAAACCUUCGUCCUCACUCAGUGCUGCUAGGUCAGCGCUCCUGUACAGAACCCUCCAGACGCCUCAUCAAGCCUUCUGACGACACUCUUAUCUGAACGAUGUCGUCCUCCAGUGUAGGAAUCAAAGUCAUCAUCGUCGGCGGAGGUCUAGGCGGGACUUGUCUCGCAUUGGCGCUCGCUCAGCGAGGCAUCAAGUCCGAGAUCUACGAAGGCAAGGCAGAGAGGCAAGAUAUUGGAGGCUCCCUCACGUUGGCACCAAAUUGUCUUCGUGUUCUCGAUCAGCUAGGACUAUGGCGGGAUCUUCGAAAGCAAGGCACAGAGUUUGAAAUUAUGAACCUUAUCACCAACGACGGGUUCCAGAUUGGCAAGUUUCACAUAGGCUCGAGAGCUCGAUAUGGGUACCCAGCGUUGCGCAUCCGCCGAUAUCGACUACACCAAUGUUUAGUGGAUGCCGCCACCCAAAGCUAUCCCGAGCUGAUCUCGAUUCAAAUGGGUAAAAAGGCAGCCCGGGUAGAGAAUCAUGCCCUAAAUCCAAAAGUCCAUUUCGCAGAUGGUACGGAGGUGACGGGUGACUACAUCGUCGGAGCGGAUGGUAUCCAUUCGAUGGUCCGUCAAACCAUUUGUCCAGACUCCCCCGAACCUCAGUACACUGGCAUUGUGUCGAUUGGAGCUAUGAUAUCCCCAGGUCAAGUCAAGGCCUACCCGAUGCCGUGUAUAGUGUACGGUCGAACCGGUACGAUCGGACUCAGUCCAUGCGGCGCUCAGGGCGAGGGCGAGGAAGCAGCGAGCUGGUUCGCCACACUCGAGGUGGAAAAGGAAGAGACUCGAGCAGGGUGGGCUGAGAUGAAGUCGAGCGGUCAAGCCUUGAAACUCGCAAAGGAGCGAUUUGCCGAUUGGAGAGGACCAAUCGUCGACUUGAUCGAACAGGCACACAACAAUCCAGACUCGACUCUUCUGUGGGCUCAAUACUCUGUACCAGAACUCCCUCGAUGGCACUCGGAUCGGGUGGUGCUCAUUGGAGACGCAGCUCAUGCCAUACCCCCUAGCGGCGGACAGGGAGCCGCACAAGCUUUCGAAGAUGCUUGGUUACUUGCUGAGGUGCUGGCCAAAGGUCUGAGUCUAUCCAAGUGGGAGGCAGAGAGGAGGAAGCGACUAGGCGUAAUCAACAAAUUCACCCAACAAUCUGGUAAAUCGAGACAGGUCGGCAAGGCAAGCGUGGCAGCUUUCAACGUGAAAAAGUGGAUGAUGUGGACCUAUUUCAAGAUGUCAAGCAUCGGAAGGGGAGAUGAUCUGUACUCGUACGAUGGUAGCAAAAUAGCCCUAUGAUAUGAUCAUGAGCGUCAUUGUCAGCACAG